Messenger RNA from Nanorana parkeri, 1623 nucleotides. RefSeq names its product forkhead box C1 (gene FOXC1). The coding region runs from base 102 to 1571 and encodes 489 amino acids. Lineage: Eukaryota; Metazoa; Chordata; Amphibia; Anura; Dicroglossidae. Gene Ontology annotation, biological process: cell differentiation; regulation of transcription by RNA polymerase II; anatomical structure morphogenesis. The record is from RefSeq and is a predicted model, not a curated record. The transcript has a single exon. Gene Ontology annotation, molecular function: RNA polymerase II cis-regulatory region sequence-specific DNA binding; DNA-binding transcription factor activity, RNA polymerase II-specific.
GGAUAUUGCUAUCUGGACUUAACACUGUGGAUACUGAAUGCUAGAGAUCGCAUCCUGACAUCUCAGCUCUAUCUCCUGAUCGGUGGCGUGCUUGGCCAACCAUGCAAGCGCGUUACUCAGUGUCCAGCCCCAACUCCCUGGGUGUAGUGCCAUAUCUUGGAGCGGAGCAAGGCUAUUACAGAGCAGCAGCUGCUGCAGCGGCAGCUGGUGGGGGCUACACUGGCAUGCCUGCCCCUAUGAGUAUGUACUCCCACCCGGCCCAUGAACAGUAUCAGGCCGGCAUGGCCAGAGCCUACGGGCCUUACACUCCCCAGCCUCAGCCUAAGGACAUGGUGAAGCCUCCCUACAGUUACAUUGCCCUGAUCACCAUGGCCAUCCAGAACGCCCCUGACAAGAAGAUCACUCUAAAUGGCAUCUACCAGUUCAUCAUGGAAAGGUUUCCAUUUUACAGAGACAACAAGCAGGGUUGGCAGAACAGCAUCAGACACAACCUGUCUCUCAACGAAUGCUUUGUCAAGGUUCCUAGGGACGACAAAAAGCCAGGAAAAGGCAGUUACUGGACUUUGGACCCUGACUCUUACAACAUGUUUGAGAAUGGCAGUUUCCUGAGGCGGAGGAGAAGGUUCAAGAAAAAGGAUGUGAGCAAAGAUGGGGCCAAAGACGAGAAGGACCGGCUCCUGAAGGAACCUUCUGGCCAGUCCCAGCGACAGUCUCAGCAAGCUCAAGGGGAGCAAGACAGCAGCAGCCAGCCAAUCAGGAUCCAGGAUAUAAAGACCGAAAAUGGUACCUCUUCUCCUCCCCAGGCCAUGUCGCCUGCCCUCAGUACGGUGCCCAAGAUCGAGAGCCCUGAUAGCAGCAGUAUGUCCAGUGGAAGCCCGCACAGCAUCCCGUCCAGCAGGUCCAUGAGUCUGGAAGCUGUAGAGUCCCACCACCCUCACCAGCAGCAUCACAGCCAGGGCUUCAGCGUGGACAACAUCAUGACCUCCCUCAGAGGAUCUCCGCAAGGUUCUGGGGAACUGGCCACUAGCCUGAUCGCCCCUUCCAGGACAGGAAUCGCUCCAUCUCUCUCUUUAAGCUAUUCUCCAGGCCAGGGCUCCAUCUACAGCUCGCCAUGCAGCCAGAGCACCAAUGCUGCCAGCUCUGCAGGGACCUAUCACUGUAACAUGCAAGCCAUGAGUCUUUAUUCUGGGGACAGGUCUGGUCACUUGACCCCCACCAAUACCCCGGCAGCUACUACAGUGGAAGAAACAUUACCCGAUUAUUCCAUCACCACCACGACCACCUCUGCUCUCAGUCAUGGCAGCCUGAGCUCUGGACAGGACCAUCCACACCAAAGCAGGCUCCCAUCAUGGUACUUGAAUCAGUCGGGGGAUCUGGGCCACCUAACUGGGGCCACCUACCCAGGACAGCAGCAGAACUUCCACUCUGUGCGAGAGAUGUUCGAGUCGCAGAGAAUUGGCUUGAACAACUCCCCUGUGAACGGUAAUAGCAGCUGUCAGAUGUCCUUUCCUUCCAGUCAGUCUCUGUACCGCACAUCAGGGGCCUUUGUGUAUGACUGCAGCAAGUUCUGACCCCAACCUAUCACAACUGCCACAUAAAACUUAUAUCUAUUGCUCAUUAGAC